Molecule: messenger RNA, 2023 nt
Organism: Astrephomene gubernaculifera
Lineage: Eukaryota; Viridiplantae; Chlorophyta; Chlorophyceae; Chlamydomonadales; Astrephomenaceae
Source: the annotation of a GenBank genome assembly
GCUUGAGCUAAUAGGAACUUAGGCGUGGAGUCUAACCUGAGCACCUGGGGACGCAGGAAAUGCGUCGUCGAUAUGAGUACUAUGUUAAAGACAUUGUAAGUAGCACGUGCGAGAUUUCUUAUAGUUCAUGUUACAGGUAGUUACAAUGAGGAUAGUGCCUGAGCAAGGCGACACGGUUCUACUUUUGCCGGCGCCAAGAGUGUUGCAAGCCGUCUUGUUAACCCGCACUGAGACUAUCGCUUUAGCAAGUGCGAAGACUUCAUUGGAAAAGCAAGAAGGGCUGGCAGAUGUUGUAAGCUGCGCAAGUGCCCAAGGAGCACUAAUUGCGCUGAAAGCGCUCGAUGACAGGACCAUAGUCCGACGAUUCCAUUCUCUUGGGACCAUUGCUUCUGGCGAUGUUAUUGUACGCGUGGACGAUGGGGCGGUGGGCUACCCACUCCAGUAUGUUUUGGACAAGCAACCGACGGAAGCACAGUGGCAGGACGCAGCAGCGGAGAUGGCACUGCGUAUUAUAAAAGCAGAAGCUCGGCCCUUGGCGCUGCAAGAGGUUCGAACCCUGUGCGAGCGGAUCGCCAAGCUCUACCGCUGUGCAGAGCUCUUUUCGCACCACUCUGCUCAAACGGGCAGUUUUGCUGGCAGCUCAGCUGCUGCUGCUGCUGCUUCUGGUUCGGAGCAGGACGCGCGCCUGCGUUCCCAGCUCCUAACCGCGCUGCGGGCACCCGCUGGGGACGAUGCCACCUGGGAGCAGUGGUGCGUUGAGUUCCGACAGUGCAAAUGGAGCGAUGAAGCGGCGCUGCAAAUGGCAACAGCCGGCCAACAACAAACGCAACAGCUGCAACCUCAACAGCAGCAGCAGCAGCAGCCUCUGCGUUCCUCGGAUCCCGCCUCUACAACCGCAACCCCAGCAGCCUCAGCAGCCCCAGCGAGCGUCCAAGCGCAGGAUCAACCCCAACACCCCCCUCUCGCUACCUCCCACGACGUCCCCCUCCCAGAAGUAGCCCCCCAGCAGCCCAAACACGCGGUGUCGGCCCCUAGCAAAGAGCCCCUCACGGCCACUGCUGCUGCUGCCACUGCACCUCCUCCUGGCGUCAGAGGCCAGUCGGCGGCUGCUCCCGCCUCCGCCCUGCACACGGAAGGCGACAACCCGCCGCCUGCCGCCGCCGCCGCCUCACGUGCCGCCGGCGGAGGAGGCAGAACAGGGGAGAUCGCCUCGGCAGCCACCUCCAUGUCGGCCGACCUGCCAGGCGGAGGCAGCAGCAGCCGCCGCAGCUGCGGAGGCGAGGUUGCGGAGGGCUCGGAGGGCCGCCGGCGGCGGAGUCGUGAGCGUCCGGAGCCCUCCGCCUCCUCACCCCCACAGCCCUCGACUGAGAAGCUGCACCGGCAGGCGCAAUCACAGCCAGAUCAGGAGCGAAGGCCCGGCCACCCAGCCCGGCGCGGGCGCCGUUCUCGCUCCCGAUCCCGUUCUCGAUCCCGAUCCCGAUCCCGAUCCCGUUCUCGAUCCCGCUCUCGAUCACCUGGCCGGCAGCCGCAGCAGCAGCGGGGUGGCGGCGGUGCGGGUGGGGGCGGCGGGCGGGAGUGGUGUCCGAAGGAGUGGUCGCUGCGCGUGUACCGCUACCUGCUGCAGCAGCCGGGGCAGCAGGCGGAGGUGGCACAGCUGGUCGGCGCCGGGCUGGCGGUUCCGAAGUGGGUUCUGCAGGAGAAGGGCAAGUCGCCCUCGGGCUACAUGUACAUGUUCGACCACCUGUGGUUCCCGUCCAAAAGGGGCUACGGGGGGCCCAUGCGCAUCUACGCCCGGCCUGAGGCGGCCAGCGGGCUGGGGCUGACACGGGAGGGCGGGGAGGAGGAGAAGGAGAGGAGGGGUGGCGGGCGAGAGGGCGGUGAACGGCCAGAGCGACGGGAGAGGGAAAGGGAAAGGGAGAAGGAGAGGGAGAAGGAGAGGGAGAAGGAGAAGGAGAGGGAGAAGGAGAGGGAGAAGGAAAAGGAAAGGGACAGCGAGAAGGAACGGGAGAAAGGAAGGGAGAAG